AUGGCGGCGAGGAUGGUCUACUCGGUGACACGGCCUCGGAUGGCGGCGAGAAUGGUCAGCUUGGCGACGGCGGCAAGGAGCGCACAGAUGGAGGUGGCCUCAAGGGCCGAUGCGGCCUUCGACCUCCGCCCACGACGGCAGUUCGAGCCGGUUGGCACAGACCCGGAGCAUGCCGGCCAGGUACUUGUGAUAGCUAAAUUAGAAGUUAACCAUAUCCAUUUCGAGAGUAGCAGGAGCACCGGAGCAGCUGAGCAGGCAGCGCAGCCGAUGCAACUCAGCUUCUUCAGCUUGGUCUUGUGCUCUGCAGAGACACCAAGAGAUCGACCAACAAUGCCGGACGUUUACGCAGAAGUCUCUGCAAUCAAACGAGAAUAUGCAGUGCUGCGCAUCAAUAAUAGGACACUUUUGUUUUUGUUUGCCGGUAUUUCUGGUGAUCUUUCUCGAAACAACAUGAGCGGUGAAAUCCCAAACUUUUUCCAGUCCUUCAAUUCUCUGAAGCAUCUCAACUUGUCCUUCAACGACCUCGAGGGUCAAAUGCCACAAGGGGGGAUAUUUCAAAAUUCUAGUGAGAUGUCUGUCCAAGGGAACAUAUUUAUUCUCUUGAAGAGGAGGAGUAAGAGAUCUAAACAGUCAGAUCAUCCAUCAUACACGGAGAUGAAGAGCUUCUCAUAUGCUGAUUUAGCCAAAGCGACAAAUGGUUUCUCUCCAGACAACUUGGUUGGCUCAGGGGCAUACGGAUCAGUAUACAAGGGUGUACUUGAGUCUGAAACAAAUGGGAUGAUUGCUGUCAAAGUUUUCAAGCUUGACCAACUUGGAGCACCAAAAAGCUUUGUUGCCGAGUGUGAGGCCUUCAGAAACACUCGUCAUCAUAAUCUUGUAAGGGUGAUUUCUGCAUGCUCAACAUGGGACAACAAAGGGAACGAUUUCAAGGCUCUUAUUAUUGAAUACAUGGCUAACGGCACCCUAGAGAGCUGGAUUUAUUCAGAAACAAGAAGACCGUUGAGUUUGGGCUCCAGAGUAACAAUAGCAGUGGACAUAGCUGCUGCAUUGGAUUAUUUACAUAACAGUUGUGUGCCCCCUAUAGUCCACUGUGAUUUGAAGCCUAGCAAUGUGCUUUUAGAUGAUGCCAUGGGUGCCCGUCUCAGUGACUUUGGGUUAGCUAAGUUCCUUCAAAGUCAUAACUCUUCCAGUACUAUUACUUCUACGAGCUUAGCAGGGCCAAGAGGAUCAAUUGGAUACAUUGCACCAGAGUAUGGCAUCGGGAACAAGAUCUCAACGGCGGGUGAUGUGUAUAGCUAUGGAAUUAUCAUCCUAGAAAUGCUCACGGGGAAACGCCCAACAGAUGUGUUGUUCAAUAAUGGCCUGAGCCUUCAGAAAUUUGUGGGAAAUGCAUUCCCCGAAAAGAUCCGUGAGAUACUUGAUCCUAAUUUCAACAUCCCGAGUUUAGGAGACGAAGGUGUGGACCAUGGAAACCAUGCAAUGGUGGGGAUGCUGAGCUGCAUUAUGCAGCUUGUUCAGCUUGGUCUCUCAUGCUCCACGGAGACACCAAAAGAUCGACCGACAAUGCCGGAAGUUUAUGCAGAAGUCUCCGCAAUCAAACGAGAAUAUUCAGCGUUGCGUGUCAAGGAAUAGGACACUUUUGUUUUGUUCGUUUGUAUGUUACAAGU
Molecule: messenger RNA, 1667 nt
Organism: Triticum dicoccoides
Lineage: Eukaryota; Viridiplantae; Streptophyta; Magnoliopsida; Poales; Poaceae
Product: probable LRR receptor-like serine/threonine-protein kinase At3g47570
Exons: 6
Coding region: 1-1632 (543 amino acids)
Biological process (GO): protein phosphorylation
Cellular component (GO): membrane
Molecular function (GO): ATP binding; protein kinase activity
Source: RefSeq, a predicted model, not a curated record